UGGGUCACAUGUCACAGCAGUAGCCUAUAACAGGCUUACCAGGAAUGUUGAAAACUCUCAAUUAGCAAUUGUGCCUGCAGCAUAGCUUAUUAGACUAUAGCAGGACAAUUAGUUUUCUUUUCUCAAAUGUUUCAUUUAUUGCAUCUGACAACAAUGGAUUAGAUAUCAAAAUGUGGAGGACAAACCAGCACAUUAAAACUCAAUUAUGAGUUCUGAGUUCUGCCUUAGGUUCUGCAUGGAUUCAGUUGAGACGUAAGGAAUAUUGUCAGAAAAAAAUAAACAAACUCUCCCCUCACGUGUUAUUUCCGGAAAACCCACAAGCCCUCAAGUGAAAGAGGAAGUCUCCUCUGAACCAGAGCAGAUCUCUUCUGUUCCACACUCCACGAGGGCUGAACUGUACAAACCGCUCUGCAAAGCACAAUGAAUAACACAUCUUGUCCGCGGCUCAGCUUUAACUCAUUAGGUUUUCUGCCUCCUGUUUACAUCUUAGUCUUUAUCGUUGGUAUGGCAGCUAAUGGAUGGGGAUUGAAGUUUUUGCUGCAGAACUGGAAGAAAAUGGGUAACGUCAAUAUUUUUGUUCUAAACCUCGGACUUGCAGAUUUUCUGUAUCUGCUGACAUUACCAUUUUUGGUGUCAUAUCACCUCAUGAAGAGCAGAUGGAUCUUUGGAAACGUCUUCUGCAAGAUAACCUGAUUCUGCUUCAACCUGAAUUUAUAUGGCAGCAUUGGGUUCCUUACUUCUAUCAGUGUGUACAGGUACUUGGCCAUCGUCCAUUCAUUGAGAGCCAUGGGAAGAAUAACUGUCGCCCACUCUGUAGGGAUCUCGCUCAUGGUUUGGCUGUUUGUGGGCGUUCAAAGUCUUCCAGACAUGUUCUACAGCAAAACAGAUGCAAACAGGACGGGAAAAUGCCACGACACCACCAAUGACUAUCAGGUGGAGGAUUACCUGAGAUACAACCUCGGAAGGACUCUCACUGGGUUCUUUAUCCCAUUCCUGAUCACGCUGGGCUGCUACGGACAUGCGAUUCUUCAUCUCUGCCGCAGAAAAACCACCGACGAGGCGCUGAAACGGAGAUGCUUGAGGCUGUUGUGCAUCUUGAUUCUCCUGUUCGUCGUUUGCUACGUCCCACAUCACGUAUUCAAGAACCUGAACCUCUGGUCGAGGGUUCUAAACAAACGGAAGAUGUGCUUGGGUUGGUUCAAUGGAGUCUACAUCGCUCAUCAGAUAAGCCGUGGCCUCGUGUGCCUGAACAGUGCCCUCAACCCGUUGGUUUACUUCCACGCGGACGAAGACCUUCCCGCUCGGCUCGGAUCAAGACUGCAGGGAGGUCGUCGGAUGAUCCGCCGCAGGUUUGGACUCUUUGGACUGCCCGUUGGCCAAAACACAUGCCAAGUUUAGAGCACGAGAAUUUGGUGUUUAAUGUGUUACAAAAAAUAGAAUGAUAUACGGUGGCAUUCUGAAACAUUUGCGGUACAUUACGUUAAUAUUUGUGUCAUGCUAUUUUUAAGGAAGGCUUUCUUAUUUUGGUUUUUAGUACUUUUUUUUUCAUAAGACAAAGGUAACUUACUUGGUAACUAAGUUAAUUAUUGGUCUGUGGGGUGUCUGCGAGUCAAUUUAAAUCAAAUCAAGGGAUUCAUGUAUAUAUCACCAAGGUGUAUUUCAUCCCAUCUAGUUUUCAGGUCAAGCAUUUAGCCACACAAAGCAAAUGUUUGGGGUGAGAAUUUAAUAAAACGUGUGUUUUUUGUAAAUGAAUGAAUAAUAAAUUAACAAAUAUAAACAUUAAUCUUGAAAAUUCAAUAAGUUACUUUCUUUUCAUCAACUGAAAAAAGUAUAUAUUAUUAUAUAUCCAACAAGUAACAUAUCAAUACAUUUAAAUGAGCCCAUUAAUAAUUCUUAUUCACUCAAAUAAUUGCUGAGUAAUAAAUAU
Molecule: messenger RNA, 1927 nt
Organism: Pungitius pungitius (ninespine stickleback)
Lineage: Eukaryota; Metazoa; Chordata; Actinopteri; Perciformes; Gasterosteidae
Product: P2Y purinoceptor 1
Exons: 1
Biological process (GO): G protein-coupled receptor signaling pathway
Cellular component (GO): membrane
Molecular function (GO): neuropeptide receptor activity
Source: RefSeq, a predicted model, not a curated record